GCUGCAAUGAUCGUGUGAAAUACGGUCAUAGGUCACUUUUUCAGUGCCAUAGCUUUGGUCACUAAAUAAACUGUUCUAAGUGGAGAACUACUUAUAUUUCAACUUUGGAAAUUGCUAUCACAAGAAAUGGUGCUGACUUCCAGCUUCGCUGGCAUUCAAAAUGUGGACCAGUUCAUGGUAGUCAUGGGGAUCAAUGGCUGUUAGCUUUGAUGGCAGGAUGACUGCUUCUGAAGGCCAUCGGCUGGGAAACUUGUGGGCUUCUGCAGUUGUUGACCAUUGCAAGAACUAACUGCUGGACUUGGGUUCAGAUUCAGCAGGGCAUUGCUUAUGUUCUAGGAAUGUCUUUAGGAUAUUCAUGUCAGCAACAAGAUUUUGGUACAUUCUAUAAUUUUAUCAUCAUUAGGAGGCAAAGCCAAUGUUAUUGCUUGCAGUUUACCUCUGAUACCAGCAUCCCAUCAGAAAAUGUAUUUGUGAAGAAGACAGCUCAUCAACUGAACACUUAAUAUGCUAAAGGGCAGAGAAUUAUACUGUACAUGUACAGUUACUAAAUAUUUAAUUUUAUUUUCUCUGAUGGUUUACUACAGUCUUAACAAUAUUGCCUCCAACUUGGGUUACCCUCAGCCUUUCUAAAUCUGUGAUGAUACUUUCUAGGUGAAAGGCUUGCAAACUUGAUAUUUCCACAUACUUCAUAUAAAUAAAUUUGAGCACAGCAGAACCAAUAGUAAAUAUAUCUGUUUAUGUUUUUAAAAAGUGCUUUGUGAUACAGUGCUUCCCGGAAUUUGUUGUGCAAAAGAAAUCAGAUCCACAUAUGUAGAGUUGAAAAUGACUGUGUUCAAUUCUGCCUAAUAUACAGGAAUCUUUCCAGACUGCUUGCCUUCUUUUGGGAUCAGAUAGAUAAGGCUUUAUGGAGUUUGGGGGGAUCUGUUCAGGAUCUCUUGCGUCUGCGCAAGGAUUCAAAGCUAAUUCCCCACAUGAGUCUUUUUCCUGCCUGGCUGGGUGCUUCAUAACAUCUGCUUACCUUCAGGCAGUAUUCUUUUUCUGUUGAUGCCCCUGGUACCAACCCGAUACUGCUCUGCUUCACAUAAGGCUUUGACUCUUGAAGCAGCUUUGGAAAAUGUUCUUCUGAAUGUUCUGGAAGCCAGAUGAAAACUCUUCAUUUUUGUGCCAUUUUCAGAAGAUCCAGAGGUUUUGCAAGAGCACAGCACACGCAUUCUCACAGUUUCUGCAGCCUCCAAAAAUCACACAAAGAAAGGACAUGCUUUCUAAAUUAAUUGCUGGAUUUGGGUGAAUGGUGGUGUGUCACCUAUAACAUUGUGGCCUGUCACCUUUAACAUCUGUAUCAGGUUCACCAUUGCUCUCGACCAUGGUUUGGUCAUAACUGCAUUUUCAACUCUACAGAAAGAAAUCCAGGGAAUUAUAUCUGGAGUCUCUUCAUAUACGAGAUUUGGCCACUUAAAGACUGCAGUCCUAGGCACCUUAAGUAUCCGUAUGACCUGUUGAAUGAAGUGAAACAUAAUUCCUAAGAAAAUAUGCAUAUAGUUAUUCUUGUUCCUGAUGUAUCCAGUGCAUUGAUCCUAAUGCUAAGCAUACAGUAUAGAACGUAUUUCAGAAUUGCAGAAGAAAUCUUGUCAUUUAUUCAAUAAUAUUGCUUCCAUCUUGGGAAAAUGAGAGCUAACAUAUCAUUGUAAUUACAGAAAGCAUUUUGAAAAUGCAUUGAUGGUUCAUCCUUGUUCUGCAUUCUCAAGACUAAGGUGAACAGCUGGAAUCCAUUUUUACUGGCAUAACAAUGAACUGAAUUGUAGUCAUUAAAAAAGAAAGAAUAUUAAUAAUUGAAAAAUAAAUUUUGCUAAUAGCUUCCAUAGGAAAAAGAUCUUACAGUUUGAUUAUUCAUUCCCUGGUCCUGGUCUAAAAAUUUAUUGAGGUAGGACCAUUUGAUCCUUACCAGGUAAUAUAAAUCAAAAGAUGAGCUGCACUGAUGCUUCAAGGCAUCACUCAAUCUCUGACAUCAGUGUGAAAUACGUCAGAACCACUAAAAGGCAUGUUAUCUACAGGAAGGUAUCACAUGACAAAGCUGUUACAAUCUACUUAGGAAAGCGAGAUUUCAUUGAUCAUGUGGAAUCUGUGGAAUCCGUAGAUGGAGUUGUAUUGGUGGAUCCUGAUAUUGUGAAGGAAAAAAAAGUAUAUGUGACACUCACGUGUGCAUUUCGAUACGGACAAGAAGAUAUUGAUAUUAUAGGUCUGACUUUUAGAAAGGAUCUGUACUUUCACAGAGUUCAGAUUUAUCCAUCACUAGACAAACCAGGACCCCUCACUACGUUGCAGGAAAGCCUGAUAAAUAAACUGGGGAAAAAUGCAUACCCCUUUGUGUUAACUUUCCCAGAUUAUCUGCCUUGCUCAGUGUGUCUGCAGCCAGCUCCCCAUGAAGUUGAAAAGUGCUGCGGAGUGGACUUUGAGGUCAAAGCUUUUUCUACAGACGAUCCAGAAGAAAGGAUUCUCAAGAAACAUUCUGUGCGCCUGCUUAUACGCAAAAUCCAAUAUGCUCCAGAAGUAGCAGGACCUCAGCCUCAUGCAGAAACCACCUGGCAGUUUUUCCUAUCCAAGAAGCCAUUGCACUUGAAAGCUUGCGUCAGUAAAGAGGUAUUUUAUCAUGGUGAACCAAUUCCUGUUACAGUGACAGUGAUAAAUAAUACAGAAAAAACGGUGAAGAAGAUCACUGUGUCAGUAGAACAAGUUGCUAAUGUGAUAUUAUACUCCAGUGACUUCUAUACCAAGACAGUGGCUCUUGAAGAAUCAGAGGAAAAGGUCCAACCAAACAGCAAGCUUACAAAGAUAAUAACUGUUCUUCCUUUGCUGGCAAACAAUCGAGUGAAGAAAGGCAUAGCACUAGAUGGGAAACUAAAGGAUGAAGACACUAACCUGGCUUCUACUACUAUUAUAAAAGAUGGAAUGGACCGGACAGUUCUAGGAAUCCUGGUUGCUUACAAGAUCAAGGUGAAGCUUACUGUCUCAGGCCUGCUGGGAGAUUUCACUUCCAGUGAUGUGAGCAUGGAGUUGCCCUUCCGUCUGAUGCACCCCAUGCAAGACAAGACCAAUAUAGCAGAAAAGGAAAGUGGCCAAGAUGACCUGGUGUUUGAGGAGUUUGCUCGGCAGCAACUGAAAGAUGAAGCUUCUGUAGAAGAAAGCAAAAUGGAGUAUCCAAAUACUGAAUGAAAGAGGGAGAAGGGACAAAUUUAGCAGAGGCCAUAACUUUUGUAUUUGUUAAGAAACAGAAUAGUUAAAUUGAGUUGAUGUGUGGUUCUUGUCUUUUUACUUAAGCUUCUUGCCUCACUAUAAAUGUAGAAGUACAGACUAGUUAUUAGCAGUUGAAUCCAUCCAAUUAAGGAGACCCUGCCACUUCUCCAAACGGGUGUUCCACUGUCAAACUGUUCUUACUAUUUUUCUAAUGUUCACUUUGAAAAGAGCAAUUAUUUUCCCCUCUCAAUCAUUCUUUUUUCUCAAGGUUAAACAUAUCCAGCUUCUCUGAUUUAUGUUCAUAGGAUCUAAUUUCUAGUUAUUUGAUCAUCUUUGUUGCUCUUCUCUGAGUAUGCUCCGAUAUCUCUGAACACAACAUUAUAAUCUAUGUGGGUCUGAAAAAGCCUAAUAAAGUGGCACAAUUAAUUGUCUUGAUUUGGAAGUUAUAUUUUUGUAGCUCAGCUUAUUAAUUGUAUUUGCUGUUUUGCAAUAAAACUAUAUAUGUUGGAUUAUA
Thamnophis sirtalis is the source of this 3745-nucleotide messenger RNA. The record is from RefSeq and is a predicted model, not a curated record. NCBI's taxonomy places the organism in Eukaryota, Metazoa, Chordata, Lepidosauria, Squamata, Natricidae.